UGCUGUACACUAUGCGGCUGCGUAUUACAGCCAUAGAAUAUACACUUAAUAUAUUAGAGAAUUACAGCUUUUUAGUAAGAUGUCAGCGUGGUGUGUUAUUAUCAUGGAGUUAAUAAGUAUCUAACAGUGUGUUUGUGACUAUUUUUAUAUCUUGUUGUGCUAAAUAAUAAAUUUUAUAAGAUGCCGAAAACUAAUGCCGAAAUGUGUCGUCAAUAUCGACGCAAAAAAAAAGAAAAUAAAAUUAAAAUGAAAAAAAAUCCAGGAAAAAGUUCAACAGAACGUAGUCGCGAGUUUCGUGCACGUAAAAAACAAUUAUUGAACAAUCAAAAUAGAUGUUCAAAUAUAAGUGUUAAUGUGACUGAUGUAAUAAAUGAAGAAAAUCAAAUGCUGAACGCGCUAAAAGAGAACCAAUUGAUAGAAGAAAUGACAUCAAGUAAAGAACUCUGGGCAUAUAUGAAGACUCAUUUUGAAAGUAACAGAUUGCCGUGGUACCACAUGAAAACUUUAGUACUGAACAAGCUGAAGAGACUUUAUGCGGCAGAUGAUAAGAGUGAAAAUGUAUCGGCUAAGGACCGAAUGUCCCAGAUGGAUUGGAUUAUAUUUGACUUUGCUCUCGUCCAUGAGAAAAUAGAUCUAAUUGAAAUGAAUGGUAUGAGACGUCAAACUCAGGAUCGUCAGCCGUUGAUUGAUCUCUUCGAGCUGGUGACGAAGUUUGACAUAGAGGACAGGUCCGGAGACAGUCUGGCCGGCGCCUGGACUGCGGCCACCGCCCUCUACAACUCGAGAGGUCAUCAGUGCUCACCGAUGCUACUGCAGAAGCGUUGGUAUCAGCUGAAGGAGGUGACCAGGGAAUCGCUAUAUGAGUACUGGUACGCCUCCCGCGAGAACUCUCCUUCGUCGGCCGAGUCUAUACAAAGACCAACCAAAUUACAGAGAGCUGUUGCCCGGAAAUACCCGUCAAUAAUAACCAGUGCGUUUCCGGAAUGGCGAGAACUGAUCGAGAACAGACUUGUAAUAAUGUCUGAAGACUUCGCGAGCGAGGGUACGGCCCAUCUGAUGGAAAAGGAGAAUUGGAUGAACAACACGGCAGCUUCUAUAGACACUGAAUCUAAACCAGACUUAGAAGUCAUUGAACCUUUCAUAGAAACAAUAGAUACGGAUCACGUACAAAAACCGAGACAAAUUACUGUUGAUGUUGGGUCGAAUAAAGAGCCAAGACAUUCUGCAGAACGUGGUCGAAAAUUCAGCUCACGAAAAGCACUGAUUAAACAACAAAGUAAUCACCAACAGGAACCAGAUGCUAUAGCUGAAAUUGGUGUAGAAGAUAUUCAAAGUGCCGGUCCAUCAGAAGACAAUCAAGUCUCUGAACCCUCUGAAAUGAGGACAAUAGAAAAAAGAGCAAAGUCCGCAGAAUCAACACGGCGAUGGAGAGAGAGAAAACAAGGCAUUAGUACAUCAACAAAAAACCAGGCGAAGACUGCAGCUCAACGCAUGCGAGAAUACCGGGAGAGAAAAAAAGUUAAUAAAACGUCUGGAAGUAAUGAAGAACAGUCAGAACUCAGUGAUUCAACUUUGACUUUGAAAUAUGAAAUUACAAAACACCAAAUGGCUCAUGAAAAUUUUGAUCGAAAUUUCCAGAAAAAUCCCUUUGUUUAUUCAUGUACAGACCUUAAAAAGGCAUCUGCCAUUUAUGAAGAUCAGUUGAAGAAAAUAACGUUCGUCAUGCCCAAAUCGUCGACGAGUCGAUCUGAAGAAGAUCGACUUCGGAAAACUACAGCGGCAGAGAAAAGGGCAGAGCGAAAUCGACGAUACAGAGCGCGGCAGAGAGCUCUGUGGAAUGCGGCAGCUCAGCAAAUUGCAUGCGCGCACAAUGCAACAGGGAGUAGAGAUCGCGUCCAUGAACAAACUUCGAUGAAUGAUAGAGUUUAUGAGCAUGAACAAAAGAAGAUAUCCAGGAAAAAGCCUGCGCUGACGGGAGCGGAACGUGCUAGAAGAUUCAGGGCGUCACGAAGGGCUCGAAAAAAUGCGUCUAAGUUAGCCGACAGUAAUCAGCCGAUGAUUGUCGAUGAGGAAAAGAAGAAAUGGACGAACAACGCAGAAGCUUCUAUAAACACUGAAUCUAAACCAGACUUAGAAGUCAUUGAACCUUUCAUAGAAACGAUAGAUGUGGACCAAGAUUUGGACAACGAAACAAGGAAGCACAGGAGAAGAAGCGAAGAGAACACUGAAACCAAUGGAAUGAUUAUUGAAAUAAAAUCCGAACCUAGAGAUUUUGAAGAUCUGGCUGACCCAUUGCAAACUAUCAAAAUACCAUUACUUUUACACACCGGGAAAACAGAACAGUUGAUCGAAAAUGAAACAUGCAAUACUGAUUUUGGUGAAGAUAUGAUAAAGACUGAAAAAAAUACAAAUAUUAUCCCUACUCUUGAUUACCUUCGCGAAAUUACAAAAAAUUCAAGUGAAAUGAAAGCCAUAUUUAUUGAGGAAAUAGAACCGAAAAUUGCCGGUGUUUUCGGCAACGUGAAUGAUACUUAUGAUAGUAAAGAUCCACGAGCUACAAAAGUAUGUGAAGAUGAAGCAAUGCUUGAAGAAGCAACUAAAUGUCACCGAGAUGCAAUCAACGAUGCGUCUAAGGCAGUAGAUCCACAAGAAAGAAUCUUGCAAGACACAAAUACAAUAUUAAAGUCUGAAAUGGAAGAACACUUGCAUUUGAAUAUUUUUGAUAACGUGAUAGAAUUUGUCGAUAACAAAGUCCAAUAUAUUGAAAAUGAUCACGUAAAUACAGUGCACGUUAUUCAGACCAAAAACGAUUUCACUUUACAAAGUCGGUUAAGUUGUGAACAUGGAAAUAGUGCAUUGACUUCUGAAUUAAAAUGUCUCUUUGAUUUGAAAGAAGAUGCAAUGAAAAUGUCAAAAAACAAGCCGCAGGGUCGUAACUUAAAAGACAGUUUAAAACAACCGAACAUUUCAGAAAUACAAACUGAUGUUAAUAAGACUACGAAUCGAAUUAAUUCUGACGUUAGUAAUACAAUGAACAACACUUUGUUCUUAGAAAGUAAAUCUGAUGCACAAAGCGAAACUAGAACCGACGAUAGUAUGAAAGUGAAGAUGUCUAGUCACUUAUUUCAUAAACCCCGAAAUCGUUCGUAUGAUCCUACACAGCUUUGCAAGAAUCCGGACUUUAACAAGAAGUUGAAAAGAUUAACGAAUGCAUUCUUAAGUUCGCCGCGUAACAGGGUACUGCUCAAUGCUUGCAGGCCGAUCACUGUUGAUGUAAUGAAGGCGAUUGAAUCCAAACUGUUCAACGGUACAGUGUACUUGAAGGACUGCGACCAACUGAACUCGCAUGUUCCAGACCGCGGCGCCGUUAGCCACACUACGACGCGGGUUCCUUCAACAAUCGCUUCCCGGAGCUCUACAAAUAUUCGUUUAGUCAAUCCUGAUCAUUUAAUGUCGCUAUCGAAAUGUUACACUACGAAUUUAACACAAGAAAGUUGCGGUGAUGCGAUGGAGAUAAACAGGAAGAUCAAUCAACCAGAUAUAACAGAAGUUCCUUGCUCAAAUCAAAGUUGGCUGACAAUUGAAGUACCUUCCCUGACCGUGCGAACUAAUAAUGAAAGUAUAGCUGCAACUCCAGAACUCAAUUCAAACCUAUCGUGUACAGAAACAGAAACCGGUAUUUCGUCCAAAAAGAUACCAAGAAAAGAACUUUCAGUUGUGAACGAUUGUUUUCUUACCCACGACAUCCUCAACAAAAUGUUAGUAAAAAUGGAUGAAGAUGAACAUAAUUCUUCCAGAGUAACUUUUGGUAUAUCGUCUCGGAGACUGAAGCCAAACACAAAUAAAACCAUGCUUAAGAAAAACAAAAGUAUUCCCAAUGUUGAAAUACAAACCUGUAGGUCUCCUGCACAAAAUACAACAAAAAUGGUGUCAGCUGUCGAACUACUGAGUGAGCGAAAUUAUUCCCCGGCGAAUGACAGCCUUAUCAUGGCAGACAACAUCGUGGUCGACAGUGAAAGUCAAAUCGUUAAACCGGUAUUCGCGCGGGAACAAUACCAGACCGACAAACAUGAAAUGAUAAAUACGACAUCUAACGUAAAGACUCUAGUGAUAGAACCAAUCUUCAUUCAUGUUGCCAAACAGUCUAAAAAACUUAUGUUUUUGGCGUCGCUUGCGUCUCAACAAACGUUAGAUAAACGGAAAGCAAUAGAUGAAACUUCUUACGUUAAUGUAGAUAAUAACUACGACGACAUCACUGGAAAGAUCGUAAAAGUUGACGGAAAUUUCGAUCUAAAUAAAAGUAUCAAUAAUGCAAGCCCUUCCCACAUGGCUGUGGGAAUUUGACACAUAAGUAAGCCACGUGUAAAAUAGAUGUAAACCACGUGAUGUAUAAUAGUUAGAAGCAGGACAGAAUUUGGAUAUGUUCAAAAUAAUACGACAGAUCCAAAUGUAAAGAAACCAGUUAAAAGUAUUCACGGUAUUCAUCCCGCAUAUGUGUCUGAUACUAAAACAGUAAGAUGUGUAAAAUCUAUAUAGACAUUGUAUAUAUAUACAUAUAUUAGGUGAAUCAACAUGGAAAAUCGCUCCAUGUGUCGAACUGGAUGUACAACAAAUCAAAUCACUACUUGUUGUCAAACAAGCAGUGCAAGAAAACUUAUUGAAAGUGGUAUUAUUAUUCCUUCAUCCCAAAGAGGUCAUUUCAGUUAAUGCUGAAAUUGCAAAGAACGAAACUGAAAUUUGAGCAGAUAAUAAUGUCAAAGCACUGGAAGAAGCUAACAAUGUGAAUAAUGAAAAACCUAAAACAGAUAAACUAAAACAUUGCAAUGAUUCAUUUUAAUAAAGAUGCUAAUGUUGGUGUCCGGGAAGCAAGUGGCACAAGGAUUGUCGAUCCUAAAAUUAACAUUCAUAGAAUUGAGAAAUGUAAUAAUAAUAAUAUAAUAAUAAUUUAAUUUCAUGUA
Molecule: messenger RNA, 4958 nt
Organism: Bombyx mori (domestic silkworm)
Lineage: Eukaryota; Metazoa; Arthropoda; Insecta; Lepidoptera; Bombycidae
Exons: 16
Coding region: 181-4344 (1387 amino acids)
Source: RefSeq, a predicted model, not a curated record